UUUAUAUAGGCACAGUAUAAGUAGAGGAUUCUAGUUGCUACCGUCAUCGCACGAAUCAAAACGUCCAAUUGCCAGCGGCGAGUGCACACUCAGUUUUCUUAUAGCGUUUUUCAUUGGGAAAACUAGUGCGCACUGAAAGUGCACUUACUACAGGUAAUUGGGCAUUUUCGUUGGCACCGUCAUCGCGCAAACCGAAACGUCCAAUUACCAGCGGCGAGUGCACACUCAGUGCGCACUAGUUUUCCCAAUGAAAAACGCUAUCAGUGGAACAACGCUAUACGUGUAAAUGCAUGGGAGUUUAGUGGCCUUGUUUCUGAAUGUACUCCUGUAUUCGUCGUAAAAAAUGUCUUGUAAGGCACAUUUGGAUAUGGAAAUUCGAAAAUUGAGACCUGGGGAGCUAUACACUUUAGGAAGCAUAUUAAUCAUUUCUGAUGCAUGGAAGAAACUAAUGUCUAGUGUGCCCAAACAAGGAAAUGCUCCUAAAUUCAACAGUGAUCAUAUCAAAAUCAUUGAAGAAGCAGCACGUACAGACAAACGCAAUGCAGCUCAAAUAUUUUUGGACGAGUGGAGUACCAUGGGAAAAGAAAGGCCAACAUUAAAAUUGCUACUGGAACUUCUUAUAAAUGCAGAAUUAUUUAGAGCUGCCGACUAUGUGGCAUGUGAUAUAUUAAAACGAGAAAAACCAAAAAGACCAGAUCAUGGCCCAGCUGCUCCUAUUGAUAUAAGUGAUACAGCCAUAAAUAAAUUAUCAGAUAAGCAAAUGCUUCCACAGAAUACAAUUAUUAAUUCUAUAUUAGGAUUAGGAUCGACGUCAGAACUAAUUUCAGACGUUAGAAUAUUGCCCUCUGAAAAACCUGUACUUGAAGCGCCUGUAAUUUAUGGGUCUGAAGAAUUAUCAUCUGAAGAAUUGCCAGUGUUUCUUAACACCCAUAAAUAAUUUCCAAAAAAAUGCCUAACGAAGAAAUUGUUAGUACGAUGUCUAAAGCAAUGAUGUUUAAUAUUGAUUUUUUAUAAUUGCUCUAUUGAAAUAUACAUGUACAGUAUUUAAAUUGUAA
This is a messenger RNA of Solenopsis invicta (red fire ant), 1055 nucleotides long. It is a transcript of the gene tub, whose product is annotated as protein Tube. NCBI's taxonomy places the organism in Eukaryota, Metazoa, Arthropoda, Insecta, Hymenoptera, Formicidae. The transcript has 4 exons. The record is from RefSeq and is a predicted model, not a curated record. The coding region runs from base 344 to 937 and encodes 197 amino acids.